Molecule: messenger RNA, 2366 nt
Organism: Gamsiella multidivaricata
Lineage: Eukaryota; Fungi; Mortierellomycota; Mortierellomycetes; Mortierellales; Mortierellaceae
Product: terpene synthase
Exons: 7
Coding region: 151-2307 (718 amino acids)
Biological process (GO): ergosterol biosynthetic process; triterpenoid biosynthetic process
Cellular component (GO): lipid droplet
Molecular function (GO): lanosterol synthase activity
Source: RefSeq, a predicted model, not a curated record
CUCAGCGGCCACCCCUCCUAUAUAUUCAUCUCUUCCUCAUCAUACCGCCCCACUCCACUCCACUCCACUCCACUCAUCAACUACAGAAGAGAGUCUCACUCUGCUCCGACACCGCUUCGACAUUCACAUUCACAUUCACAAACAGAUUCGAUGACUGGUGCGGCCAUCAAUAAAACCCACAGCCCCACGGAUAGGACCCGUUGGCGUCUGCGCGCCGACGAGGGCAGGCAGACCUGGCACUACCUCACUGAGGAGGAGAGCAAGGCCAACCCACAGACGGACACUGACAAGUACUGGCUCGAUCUCAAGCUGGACGCACCAACACUGCCAAAGGCAACGACCGCACUCGAGGCUGCCAGAAACGGAUUCGAAUUCUUUAAGCGCCUCCAGAAUGAGGAGGGCUUCUGGCCGGGAGAGUACGGUGGACCGAUGUUCUUGCUCCCCGGACUGGUCAUCACAUACUAUGUCACCGGCGUCAAAUUUCCCGAGGGAUGGUCUCAGGAGAUCAUUCAGUACCUGUUCAACAGGGCUGACAAGGAGGACGGAGGAUGGGGCCUGCACAUUGAAGGCCACUCCACCGUCUUCGGAACCGCACUCAACUACAUUGCCCUUCGUCUGCUGGGUGUUGACGCCGACCACCCCGUCUGUGUGAAGGCUCGUGGAACAUUACACAAGCUUGGCGGCGCGACCGGAUCACCGUCCUGGGGCAAAUUCUGGAUGGCAGCACUGGGCGUCUACGACUGGGAGGGCAUGAACCCUGUCCCACCCGAGCUCUGGCUGUUGCCCCACAUCCUCCCCUUCCAUCCCGCACGUUAUUGGUGCCACACCCGCAAUGUCUACAUCUCCAUGAGCUAUCUCUACGGGCGCCGUGCUACCCCUCCACUGACGGAUCUUACAAGACAGUUGCGUGAGGAGUUGUAUACGCAACCCUAUGAUACCAUCGCCUGGCACCAGCAGCGGAACAACAUCUGUAAGGCGGAUGAGUAUUAUCCUCAUACACGCCUGUUGAAUUUCCUGAACAGGGGGUUGGUCCUGGCGGAGAAGGUGACUGGAAGCGUUGGUCUACGUGCGGCUGCGCUCAAGGCGGCGUAUGUACAGGUCAAGUACGAGGAUGAGAACACACAUUACUUGGAUAUCGGACCUGUCAACAAGAUGAUGAACACGUUGUCGACGUUUUAUGAGGAGGGCAAAGAUUCGGAGGCUUUCCAGAAGCACGUCAAGAACAACAUUGAUUUUAUGUGGAUGUCUGGCGGAGGAAUGAUGAUGAACGGAACCAAUGGUUCGCAGCUCUGGGAUACUGCCCUGUUGAUCCAGGGCGUAAUCGAGUCUGGAUUGGCAAAGGAGCCACAGAAUCACGAGGCUAUGAAGAAGGGUCUCAAGUUCUUGGAUGACUGCCAGAUCAAGAAGAACCCGCCCUUCAUGAAGGAGGGAUGGCGUGAUCCUACCUUGGGUGCUUGGCCCUUCAGCAACAAGUGGCAAGGGUACACCGUCUCGGACUGCACUUCCGAAGGUCUCAAGGCCGUCUUGCUCCUCCAGGGCAAGCUCAGCUACACGGAGGUACGCGUGUCUGACAAGAGACUGGAGCAAGCUGUCGAUAUCGUGCUGGGCCUGCAGAACAAGAACGGAGGUUUCGCCUCAUACGAAUCCGUCCGUGGUCCUCAAUGGCUCGAGUGGAUCAACCCCGCCGAGGUCUUUGGAAACAUCAUGAUCGAGUACACCUACCCUGAAUGCUCGACCGCCUGUGUCCUCGGAUUGACCUACUUCAGAGAGCAGCGUCCCAAUUAUCGCCGCGACGAGAUUGAUGCAACAAUCGAACGCGCGAUCCAGUUCAUUUUGAAAGACCAGCGCGCAGACGGAUCGUGGUACGGCUCCUGGGCCAUCUGCUUCACGUAUGCGACCAUGUUUGCCUGUGAGAGUUUGAGCAGCGUUGGACUGAGCUACAGCAACAGCGAGGCCGUCAAGAACGCCUGCGGCUUCCUGCUCUCGAAGCAACGCGCCGACGGCGGCUGGGGCGAAUCUUACAAGUCCUGCGAACAGCACCGCUAUAUCGAGCAUAAGGACACUCAAGUCGUCCAGACCGCCUGGGCCCUGAUGGCCCUCAUGGCCGCCAAAUGCCCCGACCACGAGGCCAUUAAGCGCGGUAUCCGCAUGAUCAUGUCGCGUCAACAGCCUGACGGCCAGUGGAAGCAGGAGGCCAUUGAGGGUAUCUUCAACCACUCAUGCUCGAUUUCCUAUCCAAACUACAAGCACAUCUUCACCAUCUGGGUUCUGGGUCGCUACGCCAAGACCUAUGGAGACGACCUUUGAAGCACAACCAUAAAACAAUAAAGUUGCAUAGAUUCAUAUAGAUAAUCUUUUCAGAGAGG